Messenger RNA from Ornithodoros turicata, 2370 nucleotides. It is a transcript of the gene Arf51F, whose product is annotated as ADP-ribosylation factor 6. Gene Ontology annotation, cellular component: cytoplasm. The transcript is spliced from 5 exons. Bases 255 to 782 code for a protein of 175 amino acids. NCBI's taxonomy places the organism in Eukaryota, Metazoa, Arthropoda, Arachnida, Ixodida, Argasidae. The record is from RefSeq and is a predicted model, not a curated record. Gene Ontology annotation, biological process: vesicle-mediated transport; intracellular protein transport. Gene Ontology annotation, molecular function: GTP binding; GTPase activity.
CAAUUCUCUUCUCGCCCUGAAGUUACAGUUUCUCCGGAUCGCUGAUUUUGCGUGCUGCUAAAAUAUUUUGGACAAUCGUCGUGUCAAAACAUGUGAACCCGUUGCGUUCCGGGUUCGUUGCAGUGAUGUUCACGGUUCGCACAUGGAUCCCGCCCAUCAAUAUGUGCUUGUCUCAACGACAUGACGUGAUCAUGAUCUCACCGCAAGACCCCAAAGCUGUGUGAAGGGGCGUGGUUCCUCAGCGUGCCGUCACCAUGGGGAAGCUACUGUCCAAAAUUUUUGGGAACAAGGAAAUGAGGAUUCUAAUGCUGGGACUUGAUGCAGCUGGAAAGACAACUAUACUUUACAAAUUAAAGUUGGGACAGUCGGUUACUACCAUUCCUACAGUAGGCUUCAAUGUGGAGACGGUCACUUACAAAAAUGUCAAGUUCAACGUUUGGGAUGUUGGAGGACAAGACAAGAUCCGUCCUCUGUGGCGGCACUACUACACGGGCACGCAGGGUCUCAUCUUUGUGGUCGACUGUGCCGACCGGGACCGCAUCGACGAAGCCCGCCAGGAGCUGCAUAAGAUAAUCAACGACCGGGAGAUGAGAGACGCCAUUAUCCUGGUCUUCGCCAACAAGCAGGACCUCCCAGAUGCUAUGAAGCCGCACGAAGUCCAAGAGAAGCUGGGACUGACGCGCAUCCGCGACCGCAACUGGUACGUGCAGCCGGCCUGUGCCACGACGGGUGACGGACUCUUUGAAGGGCUCACCUGGCUCACGUCAAAUCACAAGUCUUGAGGAUCCCCUCCUACGCCCCAUCCCCCGAAACGACGGCCCACUCGGCCCACCUUCCGUUGUUGGCCGGCAGUGUUAGCAGCGCUCUCUUCUGGCUUCACCUCUUUAUCCCCCCCCCCCCCUCCCACUAUCGUAGGUUUUACUGGACUCUGAAAAAAACAAAACAAAGAAAGACUGCAAGAAAUCCUAAUGCUGUCACUCUUCCAGCAGCCACCCCCCCUGGUUUCCUCCUUGCCGAGGAUGGGACGUUGAGGGGGGUGGCUCAACCGUGCUGUGGGUGCUUGGUUUCACAAGCUGUCCCCUCCCUCUCCCGACCAUCUGUUCCCACACGUUUCUUAUUGGCUCUCCACCUUGGGGUGCUGCCUGUGUCAUUGCAUUGUGUAAAGGGUUUGCAAACGCAUCUGACCUUUUUAUUUUUUAUUUUAUUUUUUUUCCUCAAUUUUUGUCGUUGAGAACUCUGCCCUCGACAGGACGCCAUCCCCUGUGACACACUUUUGAGAGAUCUUAGAAAGAAAGAAAGAAAAAAAAAACAAGUGACCCGUCGUCAUCCUCGUCUUCCUUUGCGUUACACGAGAUAUCGAGCCGCCGCUUCAACGGUUGGUCGGAUGCGUACACGAUAAGCACCCGCAAGAAGAGGUACCCAGAUUUCGACGUACUAUUCGCGAAAUAGGUAGCGAUAUUUUCAUAGCAACCGUAAGCAGCGUCAAAACUUCGUGCCCCCCCCCAGUAAUUCGUUUCGUACGACCGUGUAAAUAUUGUGGCGACGUCACGGUAGAAUUUCGGAGCUGGCAGACAUUCAGCGAUAUCUCUCUGCUGAAGAAAUUUUUGACGAAAAAAAAAAAAGGUGGGGAAAAAAUAAAAUAAAGCCGGCAUCGACCGUACUCUUACGGCUUUGACCAGAGGAGGGCGUCCAGCUGCGGACCUUUGUCGAUUUCUACGUGUCACACACUACAGGAAGGGGUACACAACCUCCUGGCGCAGCUACGAGCGUAGGUACCGUAGGGGGCAAACUAGGGGCGUUUUAGGUGUGCCCGUCGGGUACCGCUUGUACAUAGUCCUGUCCACGGGGAGGACACUUUGGCACGGUCGGGCUGGAUGCAUGCGCUUGGAGAUAGCAAAAUUCUUGCCCCCCCUCUCCUGUCCGAUAGAAACAGUAUUUUUGUGAGGCAAGGGGGGCAAAUACGUCUCCGUCGACGGAGAGCUUGCAUGGUUGGUUGACAGCUUUUGUCCAAUGCGUAAGGCAAUAAGAGGUUCGUAGGGGGAACGGCGUCUGCUUCUUUGGGACCGAAAGCGGGAGGGCCCCGAAAUGUUGGCGGAGAUGGGAUCAACGGUCGACGUUUGCGACUUAACGGUUUAGGAAGUACCUUUCCCCAGGGGUGUCCCGUGCCCACCCAGUUUCCAUUACUAUACUGAUAUACAUACAUGAAUAUGUAUAUAUAGGUUUUUUAUGCAAUAGUGCGCAUGUUUCGGUGUUUUAUUUCUUCUCUGGAAGCUGGAGUUCGUUGUUUAGUGAUUUUUUUUUUCCUGUAUAGUGCUUUGUUGUAAAUAUUGGCUGCGAAAGCCAGUCUAAUAAAUCAUUCUGAAUUGAUAA